UUUAUUUCCAAAUGAUAACACCUACGUUUAAAGUCGAGCAAGACAACGAUACUGUGACAAUUGUCAUUAAUACCCCUUAUGUCAGAGCUCAAGACGUUGAUCUUCAUGUUGAAGGAACUGAAUUCCGGUUUUAUUUACGUCCCUACUUUUUGAGACUUCAUUUUCCCGGAAAUAUUCUGGAAGACGAUGAUUCCAAAGCAAGUUACGAUCCUUCCGUCGGUCAAUUCACGAUUCGAGUAACUAAGGAGACGAAGGGCGAGCACUUCCCUGAUCUCGACUUGUUAACUAAAUUAUUAGCCAGAACGGGUGAAUCUAACGUCAAAGCGAGUGAGCCUAAAAAGCCCAUGAUUGAGGUUGUGGGCGGAUCUGAAACAAUAGGCGAAACAGAAAUUCAAGAUGCCAUUGAUUUCAACUGGGAAUUACCCCAAGAGGUACCCAUCGCGACCGAGCUUUCCAUUACUGCACACUAUGGUUUCAAUAACCAGUACCAUGGUUACUUCACACACGUACAAGAAACCAUGAACGAGAUCAAUGAGAUUGUUGACCCUGAAAAGUCGACCGCCGAAAGUCGUCGUGCUGAGCGUAUCGAGUCCGAAAACAAUCAUUUUGAUGAAGAUCAUUAUUGUAUGGAUUUUAUAAAUGACGAGGAGAUCAAGGAAUUGAUGAAGUACAAGACCGUGUUUUCAAAAGAAUUAAAACGUGUGCAAAAGAAUGCGAAAAAUGUCGAGACAAAGGCAGCUAAACCCUUGAUCCAAGAAGUCGAUGCUUCAGGUGAUAUUGAUAUGGAUGGACUUUCAAUUGAAGACGCGAAUGAAACCUUGUUAAAGUUCUCUAGUAAAGAAGAAGCAACUAUGAAAGAUUUACCUAACAAGGAAUACCUCCUGUCUUUUGAAAAGGCAACUUAUUUGGGAUUAGUUGAUCUCAUGUUUGCCUAUUGUUACAAUUACCGUGUCACAGAAGGCGAUAACAAUGUGGAAUCUGUGUGGUGCAUUGGUAGAAUCAGCCCCACUAUUUCUUCUCUUGAGCAAUUUUCGUUAUUGAAGGACGUGAUGGUCUCAUGUUAUCGACGCGCAUUGACAUAUCCACUUUAUAGAAACCUUGCAUUAUGUGAAAAGGUGCUUCAAGAUGUAUACAUUAUGUUUCGACUUGGCAAGAGAGCAAUUUUAAAAGCAUUGUUGGAUAUGAAAUACUUGUUUGAUCACCACGAUGUGUAUUAUGUAUACAGCAAAAUAUUUUUGGACGAUUAUUGUGUUUGGAUUCAACAUGCAAACGAGAAUGUAUUGCGGACAUUAGCCCACGAACUUCAUCAUUUUAAGGUGGAUAAGAACGAAUUAAAUUUUGAUAUCGUAGAGUUAGAGGAGAUUGCUGAACAAAUGCGAGGCAUGCAGGACGAGAUGGAGCAAGAGAAUGAUCAGGAUAUGCAAAGAGCUGAAAUGAUUUUGUAAAUAAAAAGUGUACAUACCUAUAUACAAUCUCCCCCCUUAUGAUGUAAGGCGUAGGCACUUUCUAAGCCAAUCGUAGAACGAGCUAAAUUAGAUCUAGGUGUGGGGAGACACAAAAAAAAACAUUUUUAAGCCCUA
Messenger RNA from Mucor mucedo, 1580 nucleotides. RefSeq names its product SHQ1 protein-domain-containing protein. Gene Ontology annotation, cellular component: nucleoplasm; cytoplasm. NCBI's taxonomy places the organism in Eukaryota, Fungi, Mucoromycota, Mucoromycetes, Mucorales, Mucoraceae. The transcript is spliced from 5 exons. Bases 12 to 1445 code for a protein of 477 amino acids. The record is from RefSeq and is a predicted model, not a curated record. Gene Ontology annotation, biological process: box H/ACA snoRNP assembly.